This is a messenger RNA of Neodiprion fabricii, 936 nucleotides long. RefSeq lists its product as uncharacterized. NCBI's taxonomy places the organism in Eukaryota, Metazoa, Arthropoda, Insecta, Hymenoptera, Diprionidae. The transcript is spliced from 6 exons. The record is from RefSeq and is a predicted model, not a curated record. Gene Ontology annotation, molecular function: proteasome binding. Bases 135 to 869 code for a protein of 244 amino acids. Gene Ontology annotation, cellular component: endoplasmic reticulum. Gene Ontology annotation, biological process: proteasome core complex assembly.
UUGUUGCGCCCUCCGACGCUGCCGUACGGCUCGCCUAGAAACAGCUGUAUCAUGCAUUUGCUGUUAAUUUGAGUGGAGAAAAGUGAGGUUACGUUUCUCUUGUUCAUCGUCAAGUAUUACACAUAUCAAAAAUCAUGGCUCAAAUUUUCGGUGAAAUUGUUGAGCCGGAAUCACGAGCCUUUUGGGACGACGACGAGCUCGAUGCUUCGCAAUUCCAGUAUCAACUACGAUGGUCCGGAGACAACGUGAUGCCGUCGUCGAUAAAGACUUUCCUUAUUGUCGAAGGAAGCGUCGUAUCUGACUUCACGAGAAUGUGCAGCGUCGGCAGAGGCGAGAACGAAAUAUGCAUUAUAGAGCAUGGAAGAUUCAAAGCAUCGAAUAUUUAUAAAAUCAACAACGAUUUGUACGCCUGUCUCGUCAGUCCGGAUCUGGACGCGAAACACUCGACCGAAUUCAUUGCGACGUUGACGGAUUUUCUGCUGAACGCCGAGAAGAUAAUAACUCUCACAUGCCAGCACGUUUCGUCAUACAAAUCAGACGUCGCGCCGAUUUUGCCGUCUUUUCUCCAAUCGCUGUCCACUAAAAGCGGUAAAUCGCCGUUGAAUGACGUCGAACGUGUCAAACAACCCAAUAUAGUUCAUGGAAUUGCAGCUGGAGUAAUGUCGUAUGCUGAAAUAUUCGAACUCUCUGCUGUGCUGUACGUACUUUACGUGGAAGAGUUUCUACUUGAUUCGGAGACAGCUAUGCCCUUGGUGAAAUUGUUUUCUGCCAUUCCAGGUAGUCUAUUACACGAUCCAGUCUUCAAGCAGAGUAGUUUUAGCAGCAGAGUUAUAGACCUAUACUACAAUCAUCUUCGAACCUUCAAGUAAAUCCAUGGUCACGUCUUCGACGAACAUGUCCCACCAUCUGAGAUGCUUCGGGAGCCUUCCGUUCCAG